AUAUCACAAUUUGCUUGUCAAUGUAAUAUGAAAUAGUGUUUCAAAGCCUCAAAAGGUUUGGUCCUCUCAAUCCACAUGGUCCUCUCAAUCCCAUUUCCCCACUGCAAACACCACACCACUCCACUCGCGAACUCGAUGCCUCUCAUCACAAGUCCGCCCACCUCACCGGCCUCGCAGCACUUGGCGGACUGGAUCCUGGCGCAGAACAAAGGCGUCGAUUUGAUCGGAAUGAGCGGCCGGCAGAAGGGCGACGAGGAGGUGAAGGCCUUGGCGGCCGCUUUGAAGGAGAACCGACAGGUGAGGCGUGUCGAACUCCAAAAUAAUGGCUUUGGCGAUGCUGGAGCGGAGGCAUGGGCGUUUUGCUUGCUGGAUUUUGGAAUUGAAGAGAAGCACCUGCUUUCAGCAGGCUUUAGCCGAGAUGUUGCACCAGAACCGUACGAUCAAAGAGAUUGUUCUCAGUUCGAAUCGCAUCACUACUGUGGGGGCGAAGGCGUUGCUGGAGGCGCUCCGAGUCAACAAGGUUGUCACGUACAUCUCUCUCGAUGACAACGGUGAAAUCAGCGAGGAGGUGAGGACAGAAAUUUGGGAGAUUGUUGGAGCCAACAAGGUAGCUG
Molecule: messenger RNA, 614 nt
Organism: Durusdinium trenchii
Lineage: Eukaryota; Dinophyceae; Suessiales; Symbiodiniaceae
Source: the annotation of a GenBank genome assembly